AUCUCUCCCUUCCAUUGAGUGCAACUGAGAUGCAAAUACCUCCACGAAAUUAAAACCUGUUCCAAGAAUUGCGUAUAGUGCGUAUAGUGACAAUAGCGACGCCCAAUUAAUGCGGUAUGCGUCAGUACUACUAUAUCGUUCAUUUUCGAUUGCAUUCGUAAAACAUCGUUGACGAUGGUACUGUCAUCAGUAGGCGAAAAUGGGAAACAUAUUUAACCCUUCGUAAGUUCGUAAACUACUAAUGCAGUGUGCGCACGUUGAUUUCGGUCAUUUUGCCUGGAGAUCUCCGGUUUGACAUACAUGGGAGAGGCCCGCGAUUUUUAACAUCGGUACUGCAAAAGAUAAAAAUAAUCGUCGAUUAAGAAAAGUACGAUGGCAGACUAUGUGAUUGGUGACACAAAACCGGCAGAUAUACCUCUACCGGAUGAUGGCCUUUCAGCAGCACAAUUAUUCGCUACCGGCGACGGUCUUACGUAUAAUGAUUUUAUUAUUUUACCCGGUUACAUUGAUUUUACCGCCGACGAGGUUGAUUUAUUAUCACCGUUAACGAAGAAGAUUAUGAUUAAAGCACCGUUGGUAUCAUCUCCCAUGGACACAGUUACAGAAUCCGACAUGGCUAUUGCCAUGGCUCUAUGUGGAGGAAUUGGAAUAAUACAUCAUAAUUGCACGCCUGAGUAUCAAGCCAAUGAAGUACAUAAGGUCAAAAAAUAUAAACAUGGUUUCAUUAGAGAUCCAGUAGUCUUAUCACCCAAUCACACAGUCAAAGACGUCCUAAAUGUGAAAGCUGAACAUGGCUUUUCUGGUGUCCCUAUUACAAAUACAGGAAAAGUUGGGGGAAAACUAUUGGGUAUUAUAACAUCUAGAGAUAUUGACUUUUUGGAAAGUACAACAAAUCAACAAUACAUAAAAUUGGAAUCAAUAAUGACAAAAUUAGAAAAUUUAAUCACUGCAACUGCUGGUGUUACAUUACAAGAAGCAAAUGUAAUUCUUGAGAAGUCUAAAAAAGGAAAGCUUCCAAUUGUCAAUGAAAAAGGGGAAUUAGUAUCUUUAAUGGCAAGAACUGAUUUGAAAAAAAAUCGUAGUUAUCCAAAUGCCAGUAAAGAUGAGAACAAACAAUUGUUAGUUGGUGCUGCUAUUGGCACACGCAAUGCUGAUAAACAAAGACUGCAACAUCUUACUACAGCUGGUGUUGAUGUUAUUGUUUUGGACUCUUCUCAAGGCAAUUCCAAGUAUCAAAUUGAUAUGAUUAAGUACAUUAAAUCAGAAUAUCCAGAAUUGCAGGUAAUUGCAGGAAAUGUUGUAACAACUACGCAAGCUAAAAAUCUUAUAGAAGCUGGAGCAGAUGCUUUAAGAGUUGGGAUGGGUUGUGGAUCUAUUUGUAUUACUCAAGAAGUUAUGGCUGUGGGAAGACCUCAAGCAACUGCUGUAUAUAAAGUUGCAGAAUAUGCAAGGAAAUUUGGUGUACCUAUUAUAGCUGAUGGUGGUAUUCAAUCUAUUGGACACAUUAUUAAAAGCUUAAGUUUAGGUGCUAGCACAGUUAUGAUGGGAUCUUUAUUGGCUGGUACCUCAGAGGCACCAGGUGAAUAUUUUUUUAGUGAUGGUGUACGUCUAAAGAAAUAUAGAGGUAUGGGCUCCUUAGAAGCUAUGAAUAGAAAAGAUGCACAUGGCUCAGCAAUGGAUAGGUACUUUCAUAAUGAAAUGGACAAAUUGAAAGUAGCUCAAGGUGUUAGUGGCUCAAUAGUUGACAAAGGAACUGUUUUAAAAUUCUUACCCUAUCUGUUAUGUGGCAUUAAGCAUGGAUGUCAAGAUAUUGGAGCAAAAUCUAUCUCUACCUUGAGAUCUAUGAUGUAUAGUGGAGAAUUAAAAUUUGAAAGAAGGACACAUUCUGCUCAGCAAGAAGGAAAUGUUCAUAGCCUGUUCUCAUAUGAAAAAAGACUUUUUUAAAUAGGUAAAUAUUAAAUGAGCACCUUACAAAAGGAGAAGUACCUGCAUUUAAUUGCAUAUAAUUUGUCAAUUUUAACAAAUUAUUCCCCGAAUUAUGUGAACUCACAUAUUUGCUUAUACCUAAAUAUAUAACCAAGUAAAAAUA
Molecule: messenger RNA, 2089 nt
Organism: Bombus pyrosoma
Lineage: Eukaryota; Metazoa; Arthropoda; Insecta; Hymenoptera; Apidae
Gene: ras
Product: inosine-5'-monophosphate dehydrogenase 1b-like
Exons: 3
Coding region: 373-1944 (523 amino acids)
Biological process (GO): GTP biosynthetic process
Cellular component (GO): cytoplasm
Molecular function (GO): IMP dehydrogenase activity
Source: RefSeq, a predicted model, not a curated record